UCAUGUCGUUCGUUAUGUCAAUAUAGUCAAUACAAUAACAGGUUAAGUGAAAGUUGAAUUAUGCUGUUUAUUUUAUCUAUGUACUAAAAUAUAUUUUUAAAGAAACCGCCGUUAUAUUUAGACACUAGUUUGUUAGAUUUCCAUUUUCAUCAAAAAUCCAAUUUACUGCCUUGGCUUUUGUGAUGUUUUUGGACAGAGGCACUCUCGGGAUUUUGAGAAUGGCAUCAGUAACAAAAUUUAAUAUUUCCUUUGCGAGGAUGUUUUCACUGUCAUCGCAAUGCAACGGAAAAAGGAAUUUUAGGAAAUUCAUGCUACAUAGGAGAGGAACUAAAGCGUUUCAAGAGAAAAUGAAAACUGAUCCAUAUCCAGAUGUGCCAUACUACAAUUAUGGCGUCAGAGAAACUGGCUAUAAGGACGUUAACACAGGAAAAUUUGUUGAAGUGCCCGAGAUGAUACCUGAAAUUGUUGUUCCUGAUCUUACUGACUGCAAGUUAAAGCCGUACGUUUCAUACCGAGUGAAGGAAUUCGACCAGCCAGAGUUCACAGCCCAAGACUUGUUCAUCGCUGUCUACAGAGAUAAGAUCGCCAAAGAUUUUAAAGAGGGUAAACUGGAUGAGUAUGGAAACCCGAAGGAGCCAAGUCCAGAAGAGGCCAUGACCCCAGAGGAAGCAAAACUCAAAGUCAGACAAACAGGCUCGGACAUGUUCAAGCCUAUGAGCCCGAGAGAAAUAAGUGACUAUCCACUUCGUUAUUAAUGUAUCGCUUUUAUUGUAGAAUUGUACCUUUCGUAAAUAUACAAUAUGUUGUUUUCUGUAACAUAA
This is a messenger RNA of Macrosteles quadrilineatus (aster leafhopper), 821 nucleotides long. It is a transcript of the gene mRpL41, whose product is annotated as 39S ribosomal protein L41, mitochondrial. Gene Ontology annotation, biological process: translation. The coding region runs from base 183 to 755 and encodes 190 amino acids. NCBI's taxonomy places the organism in Eukaryota, Metazoa, Arthropoda, Insecta, Hemiptera, Cicadellidae. Gene Ontology annotation, cellular component: mitochondrial large ribosomal subunit. The record is from RefSeq and is a predicted model, not a curated record. The transcript has 3 exons. Gene Ontology annotation, molecular function: structural constituent of ribosome.